Molecule: messenger RNA, 1017 nt
Organism: Coccomyxa subellipsoidea C-169
Lineage: Eukaryota; Viridiplantae; Chlorophyta; Trebouxiophyceae; Coccomyxaceae
Exons: 5
Coding region: 1-1017 (338 amino acids)
Source: RefSeq, a predicted model, not a curated record
AUGGCGACCCUGUACCAAGCUAUUUUCUUCGCAACAAUGGCCUCGGCAGCUACAGCCCAUAUCAAAGGGCCGGCACUGGGCAACAUCACCGCCAAGCUGUCUGAGGUGGAGAACGCUCUCUCCCACGUUCUUCCUCAGAGCAAGGCAGAGGGCCGAGAGCAGGAGAAAGACAUAGAGGCGCUCCGGGCCACAGUCGCUGCUCUCAAUGCUACCGUCAACUCUUUCACGGUGUGGCUCUGCGACUUCAAUGCCAGCUUCGACGGCUGCAUCUAUUCAACAUGCGACUCCACAGGACCCACUGGCGCAACAGGCACUGCAGGGCCCACAGGCGGCACUGGAGCGACGGGCAACACCGGCGCAACUGGACAGACUGGCCCCACCGGCCCAACUGGCCCCACAGCGUGCCACCUGGGCGGCGGCAACAUCGUGACUAACGGCGCCUUUGAGAGCAGCACCUUCCUCCCCGGCUGGGUGCCCUCCACCCCCCUAGAUGACGGACAGCAGUUUGUCAGCAGCCUAUUCAGCAUCAAGACCGACGGGCCGACCGCCCCUCCAAGCUCGCCGCGGCUGCCGGCCACCGGCCUGCCAGCGCAGUACAACAACACGAACACAACCUUCGCAGCUUUCACCGGGACAGAUGCUGGCAUCUACAGCAGCAUCAGCCAGAACCUGACAACCGUGCCGGGAUGCAACUACCUGCUCUCCUUCUACCUCAUUACCACCAAGGCAAGGAGCGUCGGCCGCAGCGCCCCGCCGAUAACGGUCGCCUCCAACGCCAAUUUUGGCGUCUCUGUGGACGGCGAUUUUGUUGCCGUGAGCGGCAGUUACAUCAACCCCAACACCGGAAACCCCACUGCUCUCGACCUUCCAUGCGUCAAUUGCCCCCUGUACCUCACACCCUGGGCGCCCUUUCAGGGCACUUUCACUGCGUACGAGCCUGUCACCACCCUGUCAUUUGUGGGGUUCAACGAACGGGACUUCUUUGGCUUCACGCUUGUGUCAGUCACCAGCAUCUGA